AUGAAGACCAACGAGGCACUGGGACUCGUUUCCGAAGAGAUUAGUAAGCUUGGGCUAUCGUUGGCGGUGAACAAGACGGAGGCGGUGUUGUUCACUAAUAAGUAUAAAUAUACGAACCCAAAUAUUAUACUCAACGGACAGCCGGUGGAAAUAAAGCAGCAAAUGAAAUAUUUGGGGAUGGUGAUCGACUGGAGGUUACUGUUCAAGGCGCACAUAUGCGAAGCCUCCAAGAAAGCAGAGAAGAUAGCGAACCAGCUAGGGCGCCUGAUGCCCAAUACCGGUGGCCCGAAACAACUGAGAAGGAAGCUGUACGUAGCAGUAACACAGUCUGUGUUGUUGUACGGCGCUCCCUCUUGGGCCGGCACACUAGAGUACGUAGCCGGAAACGUAGAGCAAAUUAACCGUGUACAGCGCAAGGUACUUCUCAGAAGUAUAUGCGCUUACCGCACGGUAUCAGGUACUGCCGCAAACAUCUUGUCUGGCAUGCCUCCAGCCGACCUUCUGGCAAUCGAACGCAGAGCGUUGUUCGAUGAAAGGAAGUCCGGCCGUACCGAAGAUAUGCCCCCCCACGCGAAGAUGAUUGCGACAUGGCGCAAGCGCAUAAACGAAUCUCAAACCGGUAGCUGGACUAAGCUCCUGAUACCGGACAUCGAGUCGUGGUGUAGCAGGCGGCAUGGAUACCUAGAUUUCCAUGUCACCCAGUUGCUAUCUGGACACGGCUGCUCCGGGCAGUAUCUGAAUAAGAUCGGCAAAGAAGAGUGUAGCAAGUGUCAUCACUGCCAGAAUGAGAAUGACACGGCAGAGCACACGCUCUUUGAAUGUCCAGCGUGGGACGAAGACAGGAGGGAGUUGGCAAGCGUGUCUGACUUAGGAGUGGCACUGAAUCCAGGAGGCAUCGUCCCGUUUAUGCUGUCUGGUCCGCAAGGGUGGGAAGCUCUCGCAACGUAUGCACGAAGGGUCCUCUCAGCCAAGGAAAUAGCUGAACGCGAAAGAGAAAAGCCGGGUGGCCCACGCGGCAGAAGACUAAGAUAA
Messenger RNA from Metopolophium dirhodum (rose-grain aphid), 1032 nucleotides. RefSeq lists its product as uncharacterized. The record is from RefSeq and is a predicted model, not a curated record. The transcript has a single exon. Bases 1 to 1032 code for a protein of 343 amino acids. Lineage: Eukaryota; Metazoa; Arthropoda; Insecta; Hemiptera; Aphididae.